Messenger RNA from Manihot esculenta (cassava), 593 nucleotides. RefSeq names its product protein RADIALIS-like 5. The transcript has 2 exons. Lineage: Eukaryota; Viridiplantae; Streptophyta; Magnoliopsida; Malpighiales; Euphorbiaceae. The record is from RefSeq and is a predicted model, not a curated record. The coding region runs from base 1 to 285 and encodes 94 amino acids. Gene Ontology annotation, molecular function: DNA-binding transcription factor activity.
AUGACAUCAAGCUACUUCUCAUCUUCUUCACAUGGUUCUAGCUCGUCCUGGACACCCAAGCAAAACAAGCUAUUUGAAAAGGCCUUGGCCGUAUAUGACAAAGACACCCCAGACCGCUGGCAAAAUGUGGCGAAGGCCGUAGGCGGCAAAUCUCCUGAAGAAGUAAAGAGACACUAUGAUCUUCUUGUGGAGGACCUAAUGUAUAUAGAAUCUGGCCAAGCCCCACUUCCCACCUACAAGCCCACUGGGAGCAAUGGUAGAGGAAUUGGUGAAGAGCAGAGGUAGAAUAUGUACUGGCUAAUGAAAAAUCUAAGGAUCUAGUGAAGCACUGAGACAUCAUAAAGAAAGAAAAAGCAUAUGCACAAGUAUUAAAAAAGAAGUGAAUCUAGUCUUCCUGGCUUUGGCUGUGACGUUUCUGACUUGGGCUUCUGUGUAAUUAAUAGAUCAGGGGAAAAAAUAAGCAAAAAAAGAACGAAGAGUGCAUGUGUGUGAUUCUGCUCUUCUUAAGCUUGUGUAAUCUACUAUAAUUGCGUUCAAUUUCUAAUCGUAUAAAAUAUUGUGUGAUAUGUAUAAAUUAAAUUGCAAUUUUCUGC